Molecule: messenger RNA, 450 nt
Organism: Pelmatolapia mariae (spotted tilapia)
Lineage: Eukaryota; Metazoa; Chordata; Actinopteri; Cichliformes; Cichlidae
Product: phospholipase A2, minor isoenzyme-like
Exons: 4
Coding region: 1-450 (149 amino acids)
Biological process (GO): arachidonate secretion; phospholipid metabolic process; lipid catabolic process
Molecular function (GO): calcium ion binding; phospholipid binding
Source: RefSeq, a predicted model, not a curated record
AUGAAUUUGAUUACUCCUCCUCUGCUGCUGCUUCUCACUGCUUGUGCGGUCAGUGGUGCAGUGCUGCCUAAGGCAAUGUGGCAUUUUGGGUCGAUGAUCCAGUGCGCCCAGCCCGGUAUUAACCCUCUAAGAUACAACAAUUACGGCUGCUAUUGUGGCUUCGGAGGGGGGGGGACCCCCCGAGAUGGAGUGGAUGCGUGCUGCCAAGUUCACGAUAAAUGCUAUGCAGAUAGCAGAAAGAUUCCUGGAUGCGGGGAUGCUGAAGACCUUCCUUACAUUAUUGAUUUCGAUUUUACCUGCAAUAAUCAAAGAGUGACCUGCUCAGCGGCCAACAAUACGUGUCAAGCUGCUGUGUGCGAGUGUGAUCGUGCUGCGGCUCACUGCUUUGCGCAGAAUACAUACAACCCAGAAAACAAGAACCUGGAUCACUCAGUUUACUGUGCCAACUGA